AUGGUGACCAUCUGCGCCUACAAUGCACGUAUGCUUGCAUCCGAGUCCUCGAUAGCAGACUUGCUCAUGCAAGCAAGAAGGAUAAAGUACGACGUCAUCAGCCUGGCCGAGACGAGAAGACGCCAGCCUUUCAACGCCGUCUAUGACAUCGGAGAAGAACCGAUCCUCGGAACAUGCGACAGUAGAGGAGUCGGCGGCGUCGGCGUUCUCGUCAACACGAGUUUGUCCGUGAACAUCGAUUCAUUCGAACAACUAACAACCCGAAACGAUGUUUACGAUUAA
Molecule: messenger RNA, 282 nt
Organism: Angiostrongylus costaricensis
Lineage: Eukaryota; Metazoa; Nematoda; Chromadorea; Rhabditida; Metastrongylidae
Source: the annotation of a GenBank genome assembly